GCUGCUGCCCGCCCCUUCCAACCCGUCCGGCGCGGUGCUGAGCGGUGCUGAGCGGCUCCGGCAGAGCCAGGAGGUUUUUCAGACUGAGCUGUCUUUGGAUUGACUCGCUUACUGAGAGUGAUCGCUCUCUGUUUCUGCGAUGAAUGAAGGUUCAGAAGAUUCGUGAGUACAAGUUGUGACUGUCUGCAGUUUGGAAGAUUACCUCUGCAUCCACUUUCAACCUGACAAAACCUGCAUGUGAUUUAUGGGAUGGUGGCACACUUGUAAUGAAUUGGAGAGAAUAAGAGAGGGAGAGGAGCUACACAUCUUGCUGUCAUUCUGGAAUAUUGCUUGAAAUGCAAUAGCCUACUUCAGCCUGCUGCUGUUUUGUAUCGCAGGAAGUUUCUAAUCAUAAAUCUCAGGCAGAUGGGAACAUGAACACUGUCAACUGGUACUUAUCUGUUCUGUAAGUGAAAACGUGAGGCAAAAUUGUAGACCUCAUUGUUUUCCAACAGGAUAAAAUUAGACACCAAGAUGUCUGAUCCAUCCACAUUCUGCUGUUCUGCUGAAGUGCAAGGGAAGAUUCUGUUAGCUGUGUUUCUUUAAGGUCCAGUCCUGCAAAGAUCAUACUGUUUGUGGAGAAGAAAAAGCACUGUCCUGCUCACUGGCUUUCAGAACCAAGAAAAAAUCACUUUUUUUUUUUUUUUUUUCUGGAGAAGUGAGAAUUAACUCAAGGAAAUGACUCUGAUGAUAUUUUUAGUAAUGUUUAUCACCGAAUCUGCCACGGAGAAGCUGUGUCCCCUUCGUGCCUCCAUUGAUGUACUAGAAGGGGAAUAUUUUUUCCUUUGUUUUCCUGAGUCAAUGCUACGUUUUGAGACAGAAGGAUACACAAUAAACUGGUACAAAGAAAAUGCUGGAAGGCAGAAGCUGAUAAAGGAAACACAGAGAAUUAUUUCCCAAAUGAAUUUUCUGGAGUUUUGGCCAGCUGAACUCAGUGACUCUGGGAAUUACUCUGUCACUCACAGCAAUGGAAGACAAAAUUUCACAAUUCAGAAGUGGACCUUGAAUGUGCUUGAAAGGAAUAAAAGCAGCUGUUUCAACAAAAAUCAUUUGACAACCGAAAUUCAAAAUGCUGGAACAGGUCAUUCACUGAAAUGCAGUGAUUUGUCUGUCAAUGAAAAUGACAGUGUAACAUGGUACAAGGACUGUAAGAACUAUGAAAACGAAACAGAACGGGAACUGGAUUUUAAAACCUUAACAGUUCAGCACUCUGGUAUAUAUACCUGUAAAAUUUUGAUCAGUCAUAAUGGAAGGAUAUACCACAGCACAAGUACAAUUAAGCUGGUAGUAGAAGAAGAUGCACCAGAGGCUGUCACUUUGGAGAUAGUUGGACGCGAUGAAGAAAUUGAAACAGAAAUAGGUAAAGAAGAGAUACUCAAUUGCACAGGUUUCUUGGGUUACGAUAUGCAAGAAGAUGCCAGCCUCUACUGGUUGAUUAAUGAAACAUUUCCAGAAAAAUGCUCAGAUAUCCCCAAGAAUGACCCUUUGAUAUGCGAAGAAGAGUUCAAAAAACUACAUUUGGGAAACAAGUUUUACGUCACAAGGCUACUACGGAUUAAAAAAGUAAGAGAUGAGGACUUGCAUCACAAUUUCACCUGUAAGCUGCAAGCCGAUGAAGCAGUGCAAAUAAAAAUAGUGAAAUUGAAGAAAGGAAACACCCGAGAUCUGCCAGUGCACCUAUUUACAACUGGAAUGAUUCUUGCUGUACUACUUCCAUGUGUUGUAAUAGCCAUGACAGUUCUCUGUGUGAUGUUCAGAGUAGACUUAGUUCUAUUUUACAGGAACAUAUGCAGAAGAGAUGACACUGCUGGAGAUGGAAAAGAAUAUGAUGCUUUUGUGUCUUAUCUGAAAGACUGUGCUUCUACUAGUGAAGAAGAGAGAGAAUUUGCUUUGAAGAUAUUACCAAUGAUACUAGAAGAAAAUUUUGGGUACAAGUUAUGUAUAUUUGAGAGAGAUGUCUCUCCUGGAGGAGAAAGCAAGAUGAUUCUUAAAGAAAAUGUCUCAGAAUAUCAACCGAAAUUGAUAAAGAAAAUAAUGCUCACUUUUUGUUGGAUUCUAGCAUUGUUUGUCACUGGAGCAGAAGUUAGAGAGAUUAAUUUGCCAGGGUGUUUCCGUGCAAAGCCUCAAUUAUGGUAUCGCACUAUUAGUGAUAAGGAGUUUGUUUUACAAUGCGCUUUACCAGGUGAAGAAGCCACCAACAUUUAUAAAAAUUCACCUGUAAAACAUGAGGUGAAAUGGUUCUGGCAUCAGAAAGACAAAGAGCAUCUGAAAGCUAUCAGGGAAAGCACUAACCUUGCUCUGCAAGGGGAUGCACUUUGGUUUAAACCAGUAAGGGACAGCGCUUCUGGAAUCUACAUCUGUAUGAUACGGGAAAAAAUUCCAUGUCUUAAAAUUGUUCUGGAGGUUCAAACAAAAAAGGAGGCAAAAUGUUUGGAUUACGACACAAAUACGCUGUAUCUUCUUGCUGGCAAUGGGAAUUCCAUAGCUUGUCCUGGGACAAAAUGCUACAGCCAUAUAAGAAAGCCAGAUGUAAAAUGGUACAAGGAUGGUCAUCGAGUAAAACACAGGGAAAACAGAAAAAGCCUAAAGCUAAAGCAUAAUGAAAUCUAUUUGAAUCCAACCUAUGACGAAGAUGCUGGCAUAUAUGUAUGUGAUUACACUCUAUUUGACAAUACUACAAAAUGGACAAUGAGAACAGCAGUUACAGUAGAAGUCAUUGCAAGAAACACUAUCCAUCCACCAAAUAUUUUGUAUCCCAGUGGAGUGGUUUUCCUUGAAGCAGAGCUAGGAAAGCCUCUUAAACUGGAAUGCCCAGUACAGUUUGGGUUUGAAAGAGGUUCUAUAAGGAGUGUAACAUGGCAAAGAAACAACAAAGAAAAUAUAAAUGAGAAACUGAACCAGAAAACAAGUGUUUAUCCAAAAGGUUUAAAGGGACACAUACUUCUUCAUGUUGCCAAACUGGAGGAAGUUUCUGAGAUGGACUUCAGAAGCAACUUCACGUGCUUUGCUCAAAAUUCUGUGGGGAAUGCUACUGCUGUGAUCCAGCUGAAAAGAAAACGGAGAGUGUUUCUCUUAUACAUACUAUGCGGUGCCAUUUCUAUUCUCUUUGCAUUCCUUUCGUGCACUGCUUUUAUUUACCAGCACUGGAUUGAAAUAGUGCUGAUGUACCGAAGCUAUCUGGUCCACAACGAAACUACAGGAGAUGGCAAAGAAUUUGAUGCAUUUGUGUCCUAUGCAAAAUCAGACUCUUCUGAAAGUGACUCUGCUUUUAUUAGUGAGGAAAAAUUUGCCCUGGAGCUUCUUCCAGAUGUGCUUGAAAACAAAUAUGGGUACAAGUUAUGUAUUCUUGAAAGAGAUAUUCUUCCAGGAGGAGCAUACACAGAUGAAGUUGUUACAGCCAUUAGACAAAGCAGAAGAAUAAUUAUUAUUUUGAGCCCUGCCUAUGUCAGCGGACCAAGCAUCUUUGAACUGCAGGCAGCAGUGAACUGUGCAUUGGAAGACAAAAAGAUCAAACUGGUUUUAAUAAAGUUCCAGGCUUUCCAAGAGCCGGAGACUUUGCCUCCAGUAGUUAAGAAGGCCCUUAGGAUUUUACCAGCCAUUACCUGGAAGCCCUCUGCAUCUGCUGUUCCAAACAAGAAGUUCUGGAAAUAUGUGUGUUACCACAUGCCUGUAAAUACUGCUAAGGUGCUGGGAGAAUGCAGCCUAAAGGGCUUUUUUCAAAGGUUAUUCAGCCUGGUACAUCGAUAACAGAAAUUUCACGGAGGGAUGACUGCAGUCUCAGGAGUGAUGACAUGAUUGUUAAAGACCUUUUUAUACAUCAGUUGACUAUUGUGGACCGUCACUUCAACCAGUAAUAGCUCACUCCAAAACAGUGAGAAGGACUACAGAGUGAAUGUGCUACAGCACACAGUAAAACUACAUGGCACUGCACACAACCAUAAAUGUGAACUAUUUUUAGUAAUUUAUUAUUAUUAUAUUUAUUAUAUUAUUUUACUAUUAUGCUGAGACAUGAGAAUGUUUUGCUCUUUGCACUGUAUUUCUGCUGAAACAUUUUAAUAUAUAUAUAUUUUUUUUUUUCUAGAAAAAAAGAUUAAAAAAGGGAACUCCAGAG
Cygnus atratus (black swan) is the source of this 4150-nucleotide messenger RNA. RefSeq names its product interleukin 18 receptor accessory protein (gene IL18RAP). The record is from RefSeq and is a predicted model, not a curated record. The coding region runs from base 718 to 3786 and encodes 1022 amino acids. NCBI's taxonomy places the organism in Eukaryota, Metazoa, Chordata, Aves, Anseriformes, Anatidae. The transcript is spliced from 23 exons. Gene Ontology annotation, molecular function: interleukin-18 receptor activity. Gene Ontology annotation, biological process: interleukin-18-mediated signaling pathway.